GCGUUCUCUCUCAAGGUAAAGCACCCCUCGGCAGGACCGGAACACCUCAGUCUCCUCCGUACGGACCAGCAAGGCCAGCUUAGAAAAUGGGCGACGCGGCCAUGAGGGAGUUCGGGGCGGCGGCCCCGUACCUGAGGAAAUCAGACCGGGAGCGUCUGGAAGCUCAGACGCGUAUCUUCGACAUGAAGAAGGAAUGCUUCGUUCCCGACACCGUAGAGGAGUACGUGAAGGCGUCCAUCACCAGCCGUGAGGGGGACAAGAUCACCGCCCAGACUCAGAAGGGCAAGACGGUGACGGUGAAGGAGUGUGACGUGCACCCUCAGAACCCGCCAAAGUUUGAUAAAAUUGAAGACAUGGCCAUGUUCACCUUCCUCCAUGAGCCCGCGGUGCUGUUCAACCUCAAAGAGCGUUAUGCAGCAUGGAUGAUCUACACGUACUCUGGGCUGUUCUGUGUCACCAUCAACCCCUACAAGGGUCUGCCAGUCUACAACCAGGAGGUGGUUGUUGCCUACAGAGGAAAGAAGAGGAGUGAAGCUCCUCCUCACAUCUUCUCCAUCUCUGACAACGCCUACCAGUACAUGCUAACUGACAGAGAGAAUCAGUCCAUCCUCAUCACUGGAGAAUCUGGUGCUGGGAAGACUGUUAACACCAAGAGAGUCAUCCAGUAUUUUGCCAGCAUUGCAGCAAGCGGCGGAAAGAAAGACACAGGCACUGAGAAAAAGGGGACUCUGGAGGACCAAAUCAUCCAGGCUAACCCUGCUCUGGAGGCCUUUGGUAAUGCCAAGACCAUCAGAAAUGACAACUCUUCCAGAUUUGGAAAAUUCAUCCGAAUCCACUUUGCUGCCAGUGGGAAACUGGCAUCGGCCGAUAUCGAGACAUAUUUGCUGGAGAAGUCCCGUGUCACCUUUCAGCUCAAGGCCGAGAGAGACUAUCACAUUUUCUAUCAGAUUCUGUCACAGAAGAAACCUGAGCUUCUAGAGAUGCUGCUCAUCAGCAACAACCCCUACGACUACGCGUUCAUCUCCCAAGGAGAAACCACGGUGGCCUCCAUUAAUGACGCCGAUGAGCUCAUGGCCACUGACGACGCCUUUGAUGUGCUGGGCUUCACCCAAGAGGAGAAGAAUGGCAUUUACAAGCUGACAGGUGCCAUCAUGCACUACGGUAACAUGAAGUUCAAGAACAAGCAGCGUGAGGAACAAGCCGAGGCGGAUGGCACUGAAGUUGCAGACAAAGUUGCUUACCUGAUGGGCCUGAACUCUGCGGACCUCAUCAAAGGUCUCUGCCAUCCUCGGGUUAAAGUGGGAAAUGAGUGGGUCACCAAGGGACAAAAUGUCCAGCAGGUCUCCUAUGCAGUUGGUGCUUCGUCUAAGGCAGUGUAUGAGAAGAUGUUUCUGUGGAUGGUAAUCCGUAUUAAUCAAUCUCUGGACACGAGGCAGCCUCGCCAGUACUUCAUUGGUGUUCUGGAUAUUGCUGGAUUUGAGAUUUUUGAAUUCAACACCUUCGAGCAGCUGUGCAUCAACUUCACCAAUGAAAAACUGCAACAGUUCUUCAACCAUCACAUGUUUGUGCUGGAGCAGGAAGAGUACAAGAAAGAGGGCAUUGAAUGGACUUUCAUUGAUUUUGGUAUGGACUUGCAGGCGUGUAUUGACCUGAUUGAAAAGCCCAUGGGUAUCAUGUCCAUCCUUGAAGAGGAGUGCAUGUUCCCCAAAGCCAGUGAUACCACCUUUAAAGCUAAGCUUUAUGACAACCACCUGGGGAAGUCCAGCAACUUCCAGAAGCCAAGAAUCGUGAAAGGGAAACCUGAGGCCCAUUUUGCUCUGAUGCACUACGCUGGAACUGUGGACUACAACAUCAACAACUGGCUGGUGAAGAACAAAGAUCCUCUCAAUGAGACUGUUGUUGGACUCUACCAGAAGUCCAACCUCAAGCUGCUGUCUGUACUCUUUGCAAACUAUGCUGGAGCUGAAACAGCUGGUGAAGGUGGGAAAGCAAAAGGAGGAACCAAGAAAAAGGGUUCAUCCUUCCAGACUGUGUCAGCAUUGCACAGGGAGAAUCUAAACAAGCUGAUGACCAACCUGAGGUCCACUCACCCCCACUUUGUACGCUGCAUCAUCCCCAAUGAGACCAAGACCCCUGGAGCCAUGGAGAACCCUCUGGUGAUGCACCAGCUGCGCUGUAACGGUGUGCUGGAAGGCAUCAGAAUCUGCAGGAAGGGCUUCCCCAACAGGAUCCUCUAUGGAGACUUUAAACAAAGAUAUCGCAUCCUGAAUCCUGCCGCUAUACCAGAGGGUCAGUUUAUUGACAGUAAGAAGGGGGCUGAGAAACUCCUUGGGUCUUUGGAUAUUGACCACAAUCAAUACAAGUUUGGACACACUAAGGUGUUCUUCAAGGCUGGUCUCCUCGGGACACUUGAGGAGAUGAGGGAUGACCGUUUGUCACUCAUUAUCACUGGAAUCCAGUCGAGAUCAAGAGGCUUACUGGCAAGGGUGGAAUUCCAGAAGAUUGUUGAAAGGAGGGAUGCAUUGCUGGCAAUCCAGUGGAACAUUCGUGCCUUCAUGGGGGUCAAGAAUUGGCCUUGGAUGAAGCUGUACUUCAAGAUCAAACCUCUUCUGAGGUCUGCUGAAGCAGAAAAAGAGAUGGCCAACAUGAAGGAAGAGUUUGUGAAGUUGAAAGACGCCUUUGCAAAGUCAGAGUCACGCAGGAAGGAACUAGAGGAGAAAAUGGUUUCUAUUCUCCAGGAAAAGAAUGACCUGCAGCUACAAGUUCAGGCUGAGCAAGACAAUCUUGCUGAUGCUGAGGAAAGAUGUGAGGGGUUGAUCAAACACAAGAUCCAGAUGGAAGCAAAGGCCAAGGAGUUAUCUGAAAGACUGGAAGACGAGGAGGAGAUUAAUGCUGAAUUGACUGCAAAGAAGAGGAAGCUAGAGGAUGAGUGUUCGGAGCUAAAGAAGGAUAUAGAUGACUUGGAGUUAACACUUGCUAAAGUGGAGAAAGAGAAACAUGCCACUGAGAACAAGGUGAAGAACCUGGUGGAAGAAAUGGCAGCUUUGGAUGAAAUCAUUGCCAAGCUGACAAAGGAGAAGAAAGCCUUACAAGAAGCUCAUCAACAAACACUGGAUGACCUCCAGAGUGAAGAAGACAAAGUCAACACUCUGACCAAAGCCAAGUCUAAACUUGAGCAGCAAGUGGAUGAUCUUGAAGGGUCUCUUGAGCAAGAGAAAAAGAUUCGUAUGGAUCUUGAGAGAGCUAAGAGAAAGCUAGAGGGAGACUUAAAGAUGACCCAGGAGAGCCUAAUGGAUGUGGAGAAUGACAAGCAACAACUUGAAGAGCAUCUGAAAAAGAAAGACUUUGAGCUAAAUCAGCUAAAUAGCAGGAUAGAGGAUGAGCAGGCAAUUGCUAUUCAGCUUCAAAAGAAAUUGAAAGAGCUUCAGUCCCGCAUUGAGGAGCUGGAGGAAGAGCUUGAGGCGGAGCGAGCUGCUCGGGCCAAGGUGGAGAAGCAGAGAGCAGACCUGGCCAGGGAGCUGGAGGAGAUCAGUGAGAGGCUGGAGGAGGCUGGUGGAGCAACAUCUGUCCAGAUUGAGAUGAACAAGAAGAGGGAGGCCGAGUUUCAGAAACUGCGCAGAGACCUUGAAGAGGCCACUCUGCAGCAUGAAUCCACCGCCGCCACACUGAGAAAGAAACAAGCCGACAGCGUCGCUGACCUGGGGGAGCAGAUCGACAACCUGCAGAGAGUCAAGCAGAAACUGGAAAAGGAGAAGAGCGAACUCCGGCUGGAACUGGAUGACGUUGUUUCCAACAUGGAACAUGUUGUGAAAACAAAGACAAAUCUUGAGAAGACAUGCAGAACUAUGGAAGACCAGAUGAAUGAAUACAAGAGCAAGUUUGAAGAAGCUCAACGCUGCAUCAAUGACUUCAACAUGCAGAAAGCAAAGCUCCAAACUGAAAAUGGUGAGUUUUCAAGACAACUCGAGGAGAAAGAGUCCCUAGUUUCUCAACUCACUAGAGGAAAAAUGUCUUAUACUCAACAAAUUGAGGACCUUAAACGACAACUGGAGGAAGAGACCAAAGCCAAGAGUGCUCUGGCCCAUGCUGUGCAAUCUUCUCGCCACGACUGUGACCUCCUCAGAGAGCAGUAUGAGGAGGAGCAGGAGGCCAAGGCUGAACUGCAGCGUGGCAUGUCCAAGGCCAACUCUGAGGUGGCUCAGUGGAGAACUAAGUAUGAAACUGAUGCCAUCCAGAGGACAGAAGAACUGGAGGAGGCUAAGAAGAAGCUGGCUCAGCGUCUGCAGGAUGCCGAGGAGGCCGUGGAAGCAGUGAAUGCUAAAUGUUCCUCUCUGGAGAAGACCAAACACAGACUGCAGAAUGAGAUUGAAGACCUCAUGGUGGAUGUGGAGAGGUCAAAUGCUGCUGCUGCUGCCCUGGACAAGAAGCAAAGAAACUUUGACAAGGUCUUGUCUGAGUGGAAACAAAAAUAUGAGGAGUCUCAAUGUGAGUUGGAGGGCUCCCAGAAGGAAGCUAGAGCUCUGAGCACCGAACUCUUUAAGUUGAAGAACUCCUAUGAAGAAUGUCUGGAUCAUUUGGAAACCAUGAAAAGAGAGAACAAAAACUUGCAAGAGGAAAUUUCUGACCUCACUGAGCAACUUGGCGAGAGUGGAAAAAAUAUUCAUGAGCUGGAGAAAUUAAGAAAACAACUGGAUCAGGAGAAGAGUGAGAUCCAGGCUGCUCUUGAGGAAGCUGAGGCUACCUUGGAGCACGAGGAGGGAAAGAUUCUCAGAGCCCAGCUUGAGUUCAACCAGAUUAAAUCUGAAAUUGAACGGAAACUAGCAGAGAAGGAUGAGGAGAUGGAGCAGUGCAAGAGGAACCUGCAGAGGACUAUUGACACCCUGCAGAGCUCCCUUGAAGCUGAGUGUCGAAGCAGGAACGAGGCCCUUCGUUUAAAGAAGAAGAUGGAGGGAGACCUCAAUGAGAUGGAGAUUCAACUAAGUCAGGCCAACAGACAGGCAGCGGAAGCUCAGAAACAACUGAAAUCUGUUCAUGCGCACCUGAAGGAUUGCCAAAUUCAGCUGGAUGAGUCUCUUCGAGCCAACGAUGAUCUCAAAGAGAACAUCGCCAUUGUGGAGAGACGUAACAACCUCAUUCAGGCCGAGCUGGAAGAACUGAGGGCUGCUCUUGAGCAAACUGAGAGAAGUCGCAAACUUGCUGAGCAAGAGUUGCUGGAUGUUAGCGAGAGGGUGCAGCUACUGCACUCACAGAACACCGGUCUGAUAAACCAAAAGAAGAAGCUUGAGAAUGAUGCCUCUCAGCUUCAGACUGAAGUGGAAGAAGCAGUCCAGGAGUGCAGGAAUGCUGAAGAGAAGGCCAAGAAGGCCAUCACUGAUGCUGCCAUGAUGGCAGAGGAGCUGAAGAAGGAACAGGACACCAGUUCUCACCUGGAGCGUAUGAAGAAGAACAUGGAGCAAACCAUCAAAGACCUGCAGCACCGUCUGGAUGAAGCCGAGCAAAUUGCCAUGAAGGGAGGCAAGAAGCAGGUGCAGAAGCUCGAGGCCAGGGUGAGAGAGCUUGAAAAUGAGGUGGAGUCUGAGCAGAAGAAGAGCAGUGAAGCAAUUAAAGGAAUGCGUAAAUACGAGCGGCGCAUCAAGGAGCUCACAUAUCAGACUGAGGAGGACCGCAAGAACGUGGUGCGUCUCCAGGAUCUGGUUGACAAGCUGCAGCUGAAAGUCAAAGCAUACAAGAGAUCUGCUGAAGAGGCUGAGGAACAAGCCAACACCCACCUGAGCAAGACCCGUAAGCUCCAGCAUGAGCUGGAUGAGGCUGAAGAGAGAGCUGACAUUGCUGAAUCUCAGGUCAACAAGAUGCGCGCCAAAAGCCGCGACGUUGGCUCCAAGAAAGGGUUGGAUGAAGAGUGAAACUCACAGACAGCCACGCAAGAACUUUGGGAUGGUCUGGAGUUUCUCCCAACCGUCUUCAGAGUGCCUGUAGAAUAAAGCAGAAGUGCAAUAAUAUACUAAAAAACGGGUGACGCUGCCAUGAAAGAGUUUGGGCCGGCUGCUCCUUUUUUGAGGAAGUCAGAUAAGGAGCGCUUGGAGGCUCAAACUGGUAUAUUCCACAUGAAGAAAGAAUGUUACGUCUAUAACCAGUAGAGAUGGUGACAAGGUCACGGCUGAAACUGAAUUUGGAAAGACGGUGACGGUGAAGGAGUGUGACGUGCACCCUCAGAACCCGCCAAAGUUGGAUCAAAUUGAAGACAUGUUCACCUUCCUCCAUGAGCCCGCGGUGCUGUUCAACCUCAAAGAGCGUUAUGCAGCAUGGAUGAUCUACC
Molecule: messenger RNA, 6316 nt
Organism: Entelurus aequoreus (snake pipefish)
Lineage: Eukaryota; Metazoa; Chordata; Actinopteri; Syngnathiformes; Syngnathidae
Product: myosin-7
Exons: 40
Coding region: 87-5903 (1938 amino acids)
Cellular component (GO): myosin complex
Molecular function (GO): actin filament binding; ATP binding; cytoskeletal motor activity
Source: RefSeq, a predicted model, not a curated record